AUGAAAUGGAUUGGCGCCAACUCUUUCCGCACAUCUCAUUACCCGUAUUCCGAGGAACUGAUGGAUAUGGCGGACGAGACCGGGAUUGUGGUCGUCGACGAGUGUCCGGCCGUCGGUUUAAACGCUUUUAACGACGCUUUACUAAAACAACAUUUGGUGUCAAUUAGCGAAAUGAUUCAAAGAGAUAAAAACCGGCCAUCAGUGGUCAUGUGGUCCAUCGCUAACGAACCGCAGUCUUCUAAAAAGGAAGCCGAAGAAUACUUCAAGAAAGUGUCGGCUCACGCCAGAAGUCUGGACAAUACUCGGCCCAUAACUGCGGCCAUUAAUGCCGAAUACAAUACCGAUAAAAUGUCACUUUCGUUGGAUGUGUUGAUGAUAAAUAGGUAUUACGGCUGGUAUCAGGACACCGGUUAUGUGCAAGUGAUUGAAAAACAAUUGACCACUAAUAUAAUGAAUUGGUAUAACACCCAUAAGAAACCAGUUAUGAUCUCAGAAUACGGUGCGGACACUGUGUCCGGUUUGCAUCAGGACCCGUCGUAUGUGUUCAGUGAAGACUACGAAUCAGAGUUUCUUAUGGCUUAUCACAAAGCGUUUGAUAACUUAAGAGCCGAGGGUUUCUUCGUUGGCGAACACAUCUGGAAUUUCGCUGAUUUUAUGACUGAACAGUCGAUUAGUCGAGUGAUGGGCAACAGAAAGGGUAUAUUCACGCGGGAAAGACAGCCCAAAGCCGGCGCCCGAAUCCUUCGCUGCCGUUAUUGGAAUUUGGCUCCACUUAAGACUGAACAGCACUCCGGCCUCUCGUACUGUCCUGUCGUCUAAUCGCAAACAUUUGCUCAC
Medioppia subpectinata is the source of this 837-nucleotide messenger RNA. Lineage: Eukaryota; Metazoa; Arthropoda; Arachnida; Sarcoptiformes; Oppiidae. The record is from the annotation of a GenBank genome assembly.